Messenger RNA from Paramacrobiotus metropolitanus, 2764 nucleotides. RefSeq lists its product as uncharacterized. Bases 754 to 2589 code for a protein of 611 amino acids. The transcript has 7 exons. NCBI's taxonomy places the organism in Eukaryota, Metazoa, Tardigrada, Eutardigrada, Parachela, Macrobiotidae. The record is from RefSeq and is a predicted model, not a curated record.
AAUCUGCAAUAUUCGUUACGUUAAAUACACAUACAAUAUUAUGCAGAAACGAAAAAUGGUUUAUACUGUAAUGACUAAUGAAUAUACAAUAAGUGGUUUUUUUUAAACGUACACGUAAAAGUGAGAACGAAGCCAAUUCACGCAGAACUGGCAUUUAAAUCGCGCCUUCGAAGAACGGUUACACAUUCUGUAAUCACCUAACUUGUGAGUAGCCACCAUCGUUUUGUUUAUUCGUGUUAUAAAAUAAUCUACACGCAGAAAAUGUGGGUAGAGCAACAGAAUUAUACGCACUGCGGCAAGGUGUGUUGCCGGUACAAAAAACACCUGCGAACAACCGGCUAGCUGCUUCGCGUAAAACCUGACAAGCCGGCCGCUGAAUCAGCGGACUGACGCGCUUCGCUCUGCCUCAUGCAAGGUGCCACCGCGGCCGGCACAAUACGCCGACAACCUGUUCGGCAGCGUUUUCUCCUUAACACUAAUCAGAAUCAUACGGAAAGAAUGCAAAUAACGUCAGCCGCAAUAUGAGUGAGAGACGCCGCCUCGGUUUUACAGCGUACGUUAAGUAUAAUAUUCCAGCCAGCGGCCGUAUAAGUAAAAGCGUUAUAUAUAAAUGUACAGGCGCACAGCAAAGCCCGCUCAUUUCUGUUAUUAAGCGCGAUACGCGAUGCACGAGAUUUAUAAAGCACAUUAUAAUCUACAGAUAAUUAUGUUUAAUGGGGUGCUUUUUUUCUUGCAAUAACUUAUAAUUAAAAAAUGGCUCAACUAGCGGUAUUAACCGUGUGUAUAUUAUUGGCGACUCUGCUCCUUUUUUAUCCCGAAGAAGUCGACAGCCGCGGCAGCAGUGGGCGUGGCGGAGGCGGACGCAGCAGCAGCAGCGGGCGCAGUAGCGGCCGCUCCUCCUCUUCCCGCUCCAGCUGGGGCAGCAGCAGCCGCUCCGGGUCUUCCCGUUCCUCCUGGUCCAGUUCCUCCUCCUCCUCCCGUUCUUCCUGGAGCUCCCCUUCCAGCUCCCGCUCGUCCUGGAGCUCCCCGUCCAGUUCCCGCUCCUCCUGGAGCUCCUCCCCCUCCAGCUCCCAUUCCUCCCGGUGGGGCAGCUCCAGCCCGUCCGGCUCCAGCUCCCGCUCCUCCUGGUCCAGCCCCGCCUCCUCCCGGUGGUCCUCCCCGUCCAGUUGGUCCUCCCACUCUUCCUCAUCCUCGCGGUGGGGCAGUUCCGAUCCCAGCGGCUCCGUCCGCGCCGGCGUUCCCGAUUAUUCAGCCGCCGGGCGGUCGGCGGUCCGCAGCGCCGUCAACCGCCCGACGGUGGCGGUCCGCUCGGCGCCCUUCCGCCCGGUGGCGGUGGUAACCAACCCCGGGUUGACGGUGAUCAACUACCGGGCACCCGGGUACUUUGUAUCCGACAACGGGUUCUUCAACGGCUACCUCCUGGGGCGGAUGAUGUCCGGCAGCAGUCACCACUACUACUACUACAACUCCUACGUCCCGUACCGCUACAACUACCGGCCGUAUGAUUAUACCUCGACGACCGCGCCCCCGGCGGCGGUCGUCAUCAGCAGCAACGCCAGCGGGUCCUGGGUCUUCAGUCCUUCCGGGUCCACGUCCCCGCCGCUGCGGACGAAGAACAUGUGCACCCUGGCGCGCUGGAACAUGGAGCUCCCGUUCAGCGAGCUGCCCAACAUGGCGCUGCAGUUCCUCUUGAACGACACCGUGUCCGGCGCGACGGUCACCGAGAAAUCCGGCUUCCUCCUCGAGCUGUUGAACUCCUCGUUGGCGUCGUACGGGGAUCUACCGGUGUCGGCGGACACGUUCCAGCUGGACGCCAACGCCAACCUCGGCGAAUGCGGCUUCCGUCCCCCCAACGCCCGCGGGCGGUACGCGCAGAAACCGGGCAACGCGGUUAAUCAGAGCAGCACGACGGUGUGUAGUGAUUCGCAAAACCACCAGAAUGGUGUGCGAUCGGUGUCGGCAAGCCACUGCAUCGGGACCGGUUCGUCUUUAAUCGCGCCGGAAGCGGAAACGGAGCCGUUUGUUCUUAGUAUCAACAAUCUGCUGGCGAAAUACAGCAACAAAAGCGACAGCCUUGACCUUUUAACCGAUUUGAUCAGUUCGGUGAAAGCGUGUUACGUCGAACCGGAGCGCGUACACAACUUCCCGGCAUCACUCUUCCCCUGUCUGGACUUCUCCGUGGACUCCACCCAGAUCUCCGCCCUCACCAACGAGGACUCCAUGUUCGGCAACGAGGACCUCUGCCAGAAGCAUUUGAACCCGGAUGUGGCUGGCUGUCUCGAGGGAAUUCCGGCGCAGUUGCCGGCCAAGGCAACGUGCCGUCUUAACGACCUGACGAAUCUGCUGGUGUUCGCCCGGCAUUUCUACUUGUGCGCCGCACCCGUCGGCACCCGAUUGUUGGAUUAUGCAUUGAACCAAGUGACGACACCGGCACCGCCCGCGGCCGCUCCGUUCGUCCCACUCAUCAUCGACUCUUCCGAUCACGAAAGGAUCUCCGCCUACCGCUCGGCUGCCUCGUUCGUCGCCGGCGCGGGCGUUGGAUUGACUUCCCUGGGACUGACACUGUUUAUGGCCGUCCUCGCCUACUGAAUCAAUCGUGUGCGAUUCCUUCCGGCCGAACAAGAGCGCAAAAAUGCCGGCGCAUAAAUAAUUUCUUUAGUAAAAAAAAUCUUUUUUAUUCUUCAAUACACCCGUUGUUUUUCCCUUGCCGGACUGAAUGACAGUAUUAUGCCCGUUGAAUUCAUGUUGUUUGCUGUUUAUCCAU